This is a messenger RNA of Neurospora tetrasperma FGSC 2508, 1759 nucleotides long. RefSeq lists its product as uncharacterized. The transcript has a single exon. The record is from RefSeq and is a predicted model, not a curated record. Gene Ontology annotation, molecular function: molybdate ion transmembrane transporter activity. Gene Ontology annotation, biological process: molybdate ion transport. Lineage: Eukaryota; Fungi; Ascomycota; Sordariomycetes; Sordariales; Sordariaceae. Bases 1 to 1611 code for a protein of 536 amino acids.
AUGUUUUUCACCAUAUCCCGCCUCCGCCGUAUAAUAACCCACAACCUCCACCACUUCCUCUCCCCCCAUCUCCUCCUCUCCGAAAUCUCCGGCUCCCUCGGGGACCUAGGCACCCUCCUCCCCCUCCUCCUCGCCCUCUCCCUCCAAGGCUCCAUCGACCUCCCCUCCACUUUAAUCUUCUCUGGCCUAUUCAACAUCUUGACAGGGUUGGUUUUUGGCGUCCCGCUACCGGUUCAACCGAUGAAAGCGAUUGCUGCUGCUUCUCUCCAGGGAAAUGCAGAUUUGGAGACGACGGUAGCGGCGGGCGCGUGGGUUGGCUUUGCUGUGCUACUGUUGGGCGGGACGGGAGGACUGAAGAGGGUGAUGAGGUGGGUGCCGGGGGCGGUGGUGAGGGGGGUGCAAGUGGGAGCGGGGAUGAGUUUGGUGGUGGCGGCGGGGGGUGGGAUGGUUAGACCUUUGGGGUGGUUGUGGACGCCCGAAGAAAAUGGGGAUGGGGGAUUAGGGAAGUGGUUGGAUAGUAGGGCGUUGGCGGUGUUGGCUUUUGGUGGGUUGGUUCUUACGUUGGGGCAGCAGCAGCAGCAGCAGCAGUCUGGAGAGAAAGAAAGGAGCAGGAAGAAGAGGAGCAGGAUGCCGGUACAGGUACCGUACGCGUUGGUGUUAUUUUUGGUUGGGAUUGUGUUUGCUGUAGUGAGAGUUUCUCUGUCCAAGGACUCUCCUCAGUCACCACCACCAUCACCACCACCACCCUACGACCAACCGACGAACUCGGCUCCCUGGACAUGGAUCUGGAACCCCCUUAACCACAUCCACCCCGAAGUCUUCCGCUCGCUGCUCAACCCGCAAGCUUUAAGCAUGGCGAUCGCUCAACUCCCGCUGACGACACUCAACUCGAUCAUUGCCGCUUCAGCACUCGCUUCCGAUCUCUUCCCUCCGGACUCCUAUCCCCAGCUAUAUGAUGAUGAAUCGGCUGACCCACCCUUAUCUCCAUCCCCUUCGGCGUCCUCUUCACUAUCAUCGGCACCCCCGCAACCCCCCUCAGAAAACCCGAAACCCCUCUCCUCUCUCACCUCGGAAGAAGGUCCAGUCCCCCUAACCCCCCUCUCCCUCUCCAUCUCGGCCAUGAACCUCCUCUCUGCCCCCUUUGGCUGCAUGCCCCUCUGCCACGGCUCCGGCGGACUCGCCGCUCAACACCGCUUCGGCGCGCGGAGCGGGACCUCCAUCAUCUUGCUAGGUCUCACAAAAUUCCUACUUGGACUGUUCUUUCCUGGACCAGGGCUGCUGGGGUUGUUGGGUAAGUUUCCCAAAGCAUUUUUGGGAGUCAUGGUUUUGGGUGCGGGGGUGGAGUUGGCGAGGGUUGGUGUAAGAAAUGUGGAAGGAGAAGAGCAGGACAGGAUGGUCAUGUUGAUGACUGCGGGGACGAUUUUGGCGUUUAAGAAUGAUGGGGUUGGGUUUUUGGCGGGGAUGGGGUGUUAUGGGGGGUUUAAGGUUGCUGCGUGGAUGGGUGGUGGGAAGGAGAAGGGGAGAGGAGGGGAACAGGGGCUGUUGGGGGAGGAGGAGGAGGAGGAGGAGGAGGAAGGGAGAGUUGAUGAGGAGAGUCCGCUUUUGAGGUGAGAUUGGAUAUUGCGGUGGUGGUGAUGCGAAUGAUUGGGAAUUUCAAGUUUGGUUUGCGCUGAUUUGAUACCCUUAUUUAACAUUAGUAUUAUUUCGUGUUCAAACUGAUCUGUCAAGGCUACCUAUACAUAGCACUUGAACAUCUAUA